UAUGUUUUGUAAGCAAGAACACUGCCACAAGGCCUUGCACUGCACUGCACUGACUCUACGAAGUUCAGUGCAUGCUCAAUACUGGACUUGGAUGGCACACAAUCAAACAGGUGUCAAUGGAUAUGGAGUCAAGCAGUAUCCUCCUGAAGAUGUCCUUUGUGAGGCACUCCAUCAGUAUGCCAAGGAACCACUCAUGGUGCAGGAACAUUUGGCAAGACUGAACUCUGAGUUCCAACUUACUGUCAAGAAGUCCUGGUUGCAUGAAUUAAACAAGCAGUUUGAUGUUCCAAGUCCACAAAAGCCACCCCUGACUGAUAUUGCAACCCAAGCUGUUCUGGAGAAAGUUGCGAAUGAUGUCAACCAGGCAAAUGGAGUCCGAAUGAUCACAUCACUUUUGAGUAGUGAAGGAAUGCCCCCACCUUGGUAUGACCCUUAUGUGUCAUACAAACAUUCCUUAUGCAUUUAUUUAUCUAGUGAUUUUGUACACACUGUGCUUGCCUGCCAUGCACCAGAUGGGUCGAAUGCAUGGUUUCCUCAUGGCAAGCAAGUUCACAGAUCAACCUUAUCAGCUAUUGGGCCUAAAUCACCAGCAUCAUGUGGAUGGAUGGGUGGUGUAGGACUUGACAUAUAUGGGAUAAAGGACCAAUGGAGUAGUUUUCUUCUCCAUCUUGUUGUAGUUCCAAACCAUCAGCUUGCAGCAACAAUUGGCCAUUGUUAUGCUUGUUUCCCUUGCAGUUUUGUACUCAAUAUUGAUGUGGAAGCAAUACCUCUGACAUUUGUUACUGACAGAGGCUCAGAAACAGGUAUCAUUUUCAGCCAACCAGACAGCACUGUGUUCUUGAAGAGUGUCCAUAAUACACCCAUUGAGGGCUUGUGGCACUGGUUUCUUGAUACAAAGGCGGACUACAUGAUGGUGUAUAUCACCCUAAAUAUAUCUCUUCACAAGCAACUCUUCUACUGGCUCUGGCUGAAAAUUUUGCAGGGCAAAUUGGAUUCUUUUGUGGAGUAUUGGAAUAACCACUGCAUUUGCUACCAGAAACAAAAAUCCAAUGCUUCAACAUCACAAGGUGGACAGGACUGCAAGAUCCCUGUUACCCAAGACAUAAUUGAUGCACUGAGGCAUGAAAUCCCAGUUUUGAGAGAUGUGUCAAUGUGUUGGGUAAGUGAAGAGUUUGGUAAUUUGGCCAAAAGGAUCUAUGAAGAAAUUGGAUGUCCCAACUUCACACUGCAUGGAGGCUGGGCUAUUUUUCAAAAAAUGGAGGAAAUCCUUGUCAAUGAACUUCAGGUUGAUGAGCUCUUAUAGUCCAUAUUUAUGCUGAUUAGCUAUUUCACAGAUCAGAACUUAAUAUGAGUCUGAGAUGUAGUGGCAUCUCUGUGGUCACAACUCCACAUGCAACAAAAUGCUACUCCCAUUUUAGCAACACAAAGGAUAUCACCAGCCAUGGAAAUAAUGUACAUGGAAACUGCAGGCUUGACAUGAUGUACAUAGAAUUUUGAUCCAUCUGCAUAUGAAGGCC
Molecule: messenger RNA, 1517 nt
Organism: Pisolithus orientalis
Lineage: Eukaryota; Fungi; Basidiomycota; Agaricomycetes; Boletales; Pisolithaceae
Exons: 10
Source: RefSeq, a predicted model, not a curated record